CAAAUAUAAAAAUGCCCAGGAAAGCUAUUCCAAAACCUAAAGCCGUAAAGUGGCUAAGUGAAGAAAUACCAGAUCCGCAGAGUAUAUCAAACUCUUUUUAUCACUACCAGAAGUUUCAGUUUGAAAAUAUAGUAGCUCAAAUCGGAGAUUAUGUUUUGGUGUCCAAUGCUGAUGCUGCAGAACCAGAUACAGAAGAAGGCUGUGAUUCUGCCCAAAUAUUAUCGUUAUACGAAGAUAGAUCAAAUAAUAAAGAUCCAUUUAGAGCUAAAGUCAAAUGGUAUUCGAAACCAAGUGACCUACCAUCUUCAUGCUUCAACAAUACAGAACCAAUUUCCUUCCACGACAGAGAGGUUAUAGAGGAUCAUCGUCCUUUUGAUACAGAUGUAUCAAUUGAAACUUUCUUCAAAAAAUGUGCAAUAAUAUUUAAACUUUCAAAGGACAUUGAUGAUGAUCUGAAACUAGCUCCAUACACUUACAUUUGUCGUUAUAGAAUCAUGGCUAUUAGUAAGAAAAAAGUCCAAUUAGAACCUGUCAUGGAAGAGGAAAGAAGAGCACUUGAGCUACUACGUACACCCAUGAAGACUGAUAGCCCAAAACCUAGAACCCCUCGAACUCCAAGCAGCUUGGUUAAAAGAAUGAGCAGAGUAUCUCUUUCUGAACAAAAGAACUGGAGUGUAUCAGCCACAGAUGGCACCAAGUUACUUCUUAAAAGAGCCAUUUUAGCUGAUAAGACUGAAAAAAGUUCACCUAAAAAAUCAACACAAAAGGGAACACCAAAGAAAACCAGUAUAGAAACACCAAAGAGUUCGAAAAAGGUAAACAAGAAUAACUUAGAGGAAUUACUGUCUAUGGAAUUACAAGAAAACUCUGAUGAUGAACUGCCAACAUUGAUCAUAAGACAACAUGUACCAACAACACCAAAGAGGAAGCAGUCCAUAUCUAGGACAGCUGAAGUCACACCUAAGAAGAUGUUGGUAUUUGAAGAUGUUGAAAGGGAGACUUAUUCUACUCGAUCAGGCAGAGUAACAAAGAAUCCAAUAAAUUAUGAAGAACUAGAAGUAUCUCCUGUUAAACAUACACCAAGGAAGUCAUCACGAAAUAUAAAUGUUGAUGAUGAUGAUGAUGACUUUAAACCUAUGCCAAAGACCCCAAAAACUCCAAGAACACCGAGAGCUACAAGGGCUACACCAUCCCAAACUCCAAAACGAAGUGUUAGAAAGACAACUAAUCUUACACCAUCUUUACAUUCCAGAAUGCAUUCAGUGGAAAAUAUUAAUGAACUUAUCAAAGAUAAUAAUUCUCUACCUGGCAGAGAGAGUCAAAUGGAUGAAAUAUUAUCAUUUGUGCGUAAUAAACUUUUGGAUGGUACAAGUGGGUGUAUGUACAUAUCAGGAGUACCAGGGACUGGGAAAACUGCAACAGUCUGUUCAGCUUUAAAGAUCCUCAAGGAUGAAGUAGACCUUCCCGAUUUCCAGUUGGUAGAAGUCAAUGGAAUGAGGAUAGCUGAACCAAGGCAAGCAUAUGUGCAGAUUUACAAACAACUAACAGGAAAAUCUGUUGUGUGGGAACAGGCUUGUUCCCUAUUAGAAAAACGGUUUACAAACCCUGGCCCCAGAAGGACACCUACAGUAUUACUAGUUGAUGAGUUGGAUGCCCUCUGCACACGGCGUCAAGACGUCCUGUACAGCAUCAUGGAGUGGGCAGCACAUAAUUCAGCCUUGCUGACUGUAUUAGCGGUCGCCAACACUAUGGACCUACCGGAGCGAGCCCUUGCAGCCCGUGUCGCUUCCCGUCUCGGUCUCACCCGCCUCACAUUCCCUCCAUACACGCACAGCCAGUUGCAGAAGAUAGUGGCAAUCAGACUGGCUGGUGCUAAUGUCACACCUGAUGCUAUUCAGUUAAUUGCAAGAAAAGUAGCGGCAGUUUCAGGCGACGCCCGUCGUGCGCUCGCAUUGUGCUCACGAGCUAUAGAGUUGGCCGGACCUGAAGGCGCUGGACUGAAGGAGGUGCAGCAGGCGUUAGGCGAUGCUGCCUCUAGCGCUGCUGUCAGAGCCAUUAAGAAUUGUUCACCGGCCGAGAGGCUUAUGUUGAGGGCUGUAGCAGCAGAGGUGGAAAGAACUGGCUCAGAUGAAACGACGCUCUCCCGUGCUCUUCAUACUGCCGCAGCUAUCGUAGCAUUAGAUGGACGACCGUAUAAAUCAGCCUCCAGCAUACGCGCACCAACCCCGUCGCAAGCGCAGACGAUAUGUUCUCGACUCGCUGCUAUACGCUUAUUAUUAUUAGAACCAAAACCAUCCGAGCCCAGAUUACUUUUAAAUGUUAGUGCCGAUGAUGUACAUUACGCUACCCGACAAAUUGUUGUGUAAAAUGUUCAAAGGUAUUCCAAUUGUAUAUUAUUUUUAAUUU
Molecule: messenger RNA, 2406 nt
Organism: Achroia grisella
Lineage: Eukaryota; Metazoa; Arthropoda; Insecta; Lepidoptera; Pyralidae
Gene: Orc1
Product: origin recognition complex subunit 1
Exons: 9
Coding region: 12-2366 (784 amino acids)
Biological process (GO): mitotic DNA replication checkpoint signaling; DNA replication initiation
Cellular component (GO): nuclear origin of replication recognition complex
Molecular function (GO): DNA replication origin binding; chromatin binding; ATP hydrolysis activity
Source: RefSeq, a predicted model, not a curated record